AUGGACUCAGAAAAUAUGGAAUCUGGUUGUGUAGAAACGGAGAGUAUGGAGACGGAAAAUAGUGAAUCGGAAAGCAUGGAAACUGAAACAAUCUCAUCAGUUUCUGCAGUACAAGCACUCUCUAAAUUGCUAUUUCCAGAAGAUGAAGAGGACGAGUUCUACACUGGACAGCCAUCACAUUCCAUUUCAUCAGGAAAUAUGAAUCCAGGACAUAUUGGGGCACACCAAAUUGAAGAAAUUAAAGUUUUCUCUGAAAAGAACAACAAUACUGUUGAGGAGAUCUGGAAUCCAGAUGAAAUUCCAGAGAAAGUAAACUUUGAUGAUUUUUGGGAUGGCAGAGAAAUGCCUGAGUAUGAGAUUUUAUUUAAGCAACAAGUGGGAACUGAAGAUGUGUUCCUUGGAUUGACCAGGAAGGAUUCAUCAACCGCCUGUUGUGAAGAUCUUGUGGUGAAAAUUAAAUUGCCAGAAACAAACACUUCAGAUAUUAUCAUUGAUGUUCAGGAAAGGACCCUUGAUCUUCGUACUCCUGAUAAGAAGCUGUUGGUAACACUUCCUCAUCCUGUGGAAUGUAAUACUGCUAAAGCAGUCUACGUCCUUGAAGAUGGCAUCCUCGAAGUGACCAUGACCAUGAAAAGAGAGUUAGACUUUGUGAAUUUCUUCUAAUAGUGCCUAGAUAAGGAGAAAGGUCAGAAAAAGGCACUAAUAAAUUGGAAAAAAAGAAAAAUGUGUUUAAUGUUUUCUAUUCUCUCUUUAUUAUUUUGACAUAUUUCAGAA
Messenger RNA from Sorex fumeus (smoky shrew), 774 nucleotides. RefSeq names its product dynein axonemal assembly factor 6 (gene DNAAF6). Gene Ontology annotation, cellular component: cytoplasm. Bases 1 to 663 code for a protein of 220 amino acids. Lineage: Eukaryota; Metazoa; Chordata; Mammalia; Eulipotyphla; Soricidae. The record is from RefSeq and is a predicted model, not a curated record. Gene Ontology annotation, molecular function: dynein intermediate chain binding; protein-folding chaperone binding. Gene Ontology annotation, biological process: axonemal dynein complex assembly; flagellated sperm motility. The transcript has 6 exons.